UGAACGUCAAAAAAAACAACCGCUUCAAAAUAAUUUUAACGAUAAUGUAUUUGAACAGAUAGAAGUAACUUCAAUAGUCGAAGAACAAGCUAACACUAAUAUAGGUACAGAGCCAUCAGAGAAAGCAGUGCGUGUGUCAGAUAAUAAAAUCCGACAAUAUAUAUCAGGCUCAUUAGCAUUCCUAGAAAGUCAUCAAAUAUUAGGUUGA
Racocetra fulgida is the source of this 208-nucleotide messenger RNA. Lineage: Eukaryota; Fungi; Glomeromycota; Glomeromycetes; Diversisporales; Gigasporaceae. The record is from the annotation of a GenBank genome assembly.